GCAAUCCAAAUUAGUCGAUUCGUGGUUGAUGGUUAUGACUUAUGUUUUGUUUAAUAUUGUUAAGAGCCAAGAGGAUCCAAAAACCUAGAUUGUAUGAGUCUGGACUCUGGGUACUGACUAGUGACCAAUACCAAGUACUAAAUACAAACGCUAAUUACUACAUCGUACACUUUACAGUAGUUUUUUUAUACAUUUUAAUCAUAACAUUAUUUGUUAAAAAUAUGGAAAAACUUAUAAAAUUAAAAACUUUAAAUUGUCAUAUCACUUGUAAAAUAUGCAGAGGAUAUUUAGUAGAUGCUACGACGGUCACUGAAUGUUUACAUACUUUUUGCAAAAGUUGUCUUGUAAAACACUUGGAAGAAAAUAACAGUUGUCCUACUUGUCAAAUUGUUAUACAUCAAUCGCAUCCUUUACAAUACAUUAGUUUUGAUCGGACAAUGCAAGAUAUUGUUUUUAAAUUAGUACCUGGACUUCAAUUAGAUGAAAUUAAAAGAGAGCGAGAAUUUUAUCGAAUUAGAGGUUUACCUUAUCCAAAAGAGGUUCCAGCUGGUACUGAAAUUGAUGAUGAAAAAGUGGCACAAGAUCAAGCAGCAGUAGAUUCAGAUUUUCACAGAACUGAUGAACAAGUUAAUAUUGGACUAGAGUGUGUUGCAUCUCAUUUAAAAUCAUUGAAAAAGAAGUUCUUAAGAGUUUCAUCACAAGCAACAAUUACACAUCUAAAGAAAUUUAUUGCAGUUAAAGUACUAGAUGGAACAGAUAAAUAUCGAGAUAUUGAUAUACUGUGCAAUAAUGAAUUAUUGGGAAAAGACCAUACACUUAAAUUUGUGUAUGUAACGAGAUGGAGAUUUCGAGAACCACCAUUAAAACUUCAGUACAGGCCAAAAAUAGAUUUAUAAAAAAGUUUUUUUGAUAAAGGUUCUUUUAUUUGUGUUUGUAUGUGUUAAUAAUUUAUUAAUAUAUUUUUUGUAUAUACGUAUUUUAUUGAUCAAUGAUAAAUAUAUAAAAAUUAUUAAUACAAUUUUAAGUAUUUAAAUUGUAUAUAUACAAAUGCUAAUAAAAAUUAAAAUUACAAAUUA
This is a messenger RNA of Adelges cooleyi (spruce gall adelgid), 1076 nucleotides long. RefSeq names its product polycomb group RING finger protein 3 (gene l(3)73Ah). The coding region runs from base 42 to 896 and encodes 284 amino acids. Gene Ontology annotation, cellular component: PRC1 complex. Gene Ontology annotation, biological process: regulation of transcription by RNA polymerase II. The transcript is spliced from 5 exons. NCBI's taxonomy places the organism in Eukaryota, Metazoa, Arthropoda, Insecta, Hemiptera, Adelgidae. The record is from RefSeq and is a predicted model, not a curated record.